AUGGCGGCAGACCACCAUCCUCCCACCACCAACCGACCACCCUCCGAUCUACACACACCACCGCCGCCGCCUUCUCCCGCCGCAACACCGCUCCUCCCCCGCCGCUCUUCUUCCCUCGGAGAGCUCGACGCCGAGGCCAGCGUGCAGCUGGAGAGCAAACUCUCCGACCCCGCAUUGCCCCUCCUGAAACGCCUCUCCUCCUGCUCCGGGAUCGAGCUCAAACUCCUCUUCCACCUCGCCGGUCCUUGCAUCGUCGUCUACGUCACCGGCUUCAUGAUGUCCAUGUUCACCCAGAUCUUCUCCGGCCACCUCGGCAACCUCGAGCUCGCCGGCGCCUCCCUCGGCAAUAACGGCAUCCAGCUCUUCGCCUUCGGCAUCAUGUGGGGGCUUGGGAGCGCGGUGGAGACGCUGUGCGGGCAGGCCUACGGCGCCCAAAAGUACGAGAUGCUAGGAAUCUAUCUGCAGCGGUCGUUCGUACUGCUGUCCCUGGUGGGAUUGGGGAUCGUGGCCGUCUACGUGUUCGCGAAGCAGAUCCUGAUGUUCCUGGGGCAGUCGGAGGAAAUCGCGUCGGCUACGGGGCUGUACGUGUACGGCCUGAUCCCGCAGAUAUUCGCUUACGCGGCCAACUUCCCGAUCCAGAAGUUUCUGCAGGCCCAGUCCAUUGUCAUGCCCAACGCCUACAUCUCCGUUGCUGUGUUACUGGUCCACCUGGGGAUGAGCUGGGUGGUGGCGUACAAGCUCGGCGUCGGGCUGCUGGGCGCGUCGCUGGCGCUGAGCCUGUCGUGGUGGAUUCUGGUUGGGUUACAGUUCUGGUACAUCGUCCGGAGCGAGACGUGUCGCGAGACGUGGACCGGGUUCUCGGUGCAGGCGUUUCACGGUUUGUGGGAUUUCUUCAAGCUGUCGGUGGCGUCGGGGGUGAUGCUGGCGCUGGAGCAGUGGUAUUUGGACGUCCUGGUUUUGCUGGCCGGGAUGCUGGAGAAUCCGGAGCUGUCCUUGGAUUCUCUCUCCAUUUGCGCGACGCUGAUGGGUUGGUUCUUCAUGAUUUCCAUGGGGUUCAAUGCGGCUGCAAGUGUCCGAGUGAGCAAUGAGCUUGGCGCCGGGCAUCCCAAAUCGGCGGCGUUUUCAGUAAUAAUGGUGACCGGAGUUUCCUUCUUGGUGUCGGUGAUCCUGGCGAUUUUAGUGAUGGUAUUCCGCGACGUCAUCGGUCUAGCUUUCACCGAGGGCCAAGCCGUCUCUGCGGCUGUCUCCGAUCUGUGUCCGUUGCUGGCCAUUACCAUCGUCUUCAACGGAGUUCAACCUGUCCUCUCAGGAGUGGCAGUAGGGUGUGGAUGGCAAGCAUUUGUGGCGUAUGUGAAUGUGAUCUGCUAUUACGUUGUUGGAGUCCCAUUUGGCGCUCUUCUGGGUUUCCAUUUCAAGAUGGGUGCUAAGGGAAUAUGGACCGGUUUGCUGAGUGGUACCAUAUGUCAGACCGUCAUUUUGGUUUGGGUUACGUAUCGCACCGACUGGAAAAAAGAAGUGGAAACAGCAGAGAAAAGGCUGGAUAGGUGGGAAGACAAUAAGCAUCAACCGUUGCUGCACAAGUCAUGA
Messenger RNA from Linum trigynum, 1587 nucleotides. NCBI's taxonomy places the organism in Eukaryota, Viridiplantae, Streptophyta, Magnoliopsida, Malpighiales, Linaceae. The record is from the annotation of a GenBank genome assembly.